Molecule: messenger RNA, 2310 nt
Organism: Punica granatum (pomegranate)
Lineage: Eukaryota; Viridiplantae; Streptophyta; Magnoliopsida; Myrtales; Lythraceae
Source: RefSeq, a predicted model, not a curated record
CCAACCUGACAAUGUUAACCGUGAUAGAGCUAUGUAGAUUGCCCCAUGGUUUUCACCGAAUAUGCCCUUAUUUUUCUAAUUUUCUUUUAAUUUCUUAAAAUAUUUUUCCAAAAAGUGAAAAAAGGGGGGAAAAAAACUCCACGAACCAUCGCAGGGAGCUCGACCAAAGGGUUGGCGGUCGGCGUCUAGCCCCCACUGGCGGGCGCCAAACCUCGGAUCGAGCUCAUCCGCGAUAGGCCACCAGCCCUCUGGUCGAGGUCGCAGGCAACACCAGUUAUUGCCCCAGCAUCAAGUCAAGCCUAGCUCCCUCUCUCCGAUGGCACCGAGUCCCAGCAUUGGGUGACAGAUUUGGAAAUUUUGAUCCUAGUUUGGGGUUAGUUUGCUCUUUUUAGUUUUAGUCUAAAUAAAAUCCUAAUUUGGCCCAACCCACCCCUAAGCAAGAUUUUAAUCCUAUCCAAUCCUUCCUGAUUUCUGUUUUGGUUGUCAAUAAACGCUGGAUAAUGAUUUGAGAAAUUCCAUCUUGCAUUUGUAUCAUAUUCAAUUGAUCAAAUGUGGCGUGAGAGUUUUUUCUGUUCUUUUUUUUUUUUUUUGUGUGUGUGAGUCGUAGUAUUCAAAAGGCAAUUGAACCCAACAAAUGUGGCGUUAGAGUUUUAAGAAUGGAAAGGAAUUUGACCCCCAUGAAAUUACUGUCCUGCCAUGGAUUGAACCCAUGGUCGUUUCUCGCAGUUUCCCAUCCUAUUCCUAUCCCAUCCAUCCACUGAAGCUUAUUAUUAGAAGCUAAAGUAGUUAAACGGAACUGGCCAAAAAAAGAAAAAGAAAAAAGGAACAAAUAAAUUUGAGAGCAUAUUCAACAAUGCAUGCAGGAAGUGUGUGCAAGGUUGUUAUUGAGAAGCAGAGAUGCGUGUCUAAGCUAACCUUGGCUAAGCUAUCUAGUCAGUCAAAUCAAAUUGAUCUCAUCUUCUCCUCCUCCUCGUAUACUUCUUCUUCCUUCGUCGUCUUCGUCUUGGACCCCCUCCUCCUCUCAUCCCCUCCAGUCCAGUCCUGAUCUUUUUUUUUCUUUCUUUUUUAAAAAAAGAUUAAUUAAGCUGAAUCAUAUCCAUAUCCAUAUAUAUAUAAAAACAGACCGAUAAUAUCAGCUAGCUAGCACUCUGUUAGACAACCGUAAAUGGCAACUUACCAGGCCCUGCUACUACAUCUCGUGGCAGCCCUUGUCUUCUCAUCAGCCGUUUCCAGAGAUGUCCCUCCACCUCCACCUCUCCCUCCAAGAAGCCGAGACGUCCUUGUCGCGGUCGAAGAGAUGAAAGCGGCCAGUUAUUUCACCUUUGUCACGCUCAUCAACAUGACCCCUCCCGAUCUCAUCCUAGGAAAUGUCACCUUUCUCAUGCCUGAUGACAGGAUGCUUUCCAAGAUCAGUCUCGCUCAAGAGGACGUCUCAGGGUUCUUGCUUCGACAUUUGAUUCCUUCACCUAUGCUCCUCGAUCACCUCCAGCGCAUCCCCACGGGGUCCAUCAUCCCGACAUCCGCACCUGGGUACAUCAUGAGGAUCGAUAACGCAGGAAGGAAGAGCCUCUCCCUCAACAACGUAAAACUGAUCAGCCCUGAUAUAUGUGUCGCAGGGUCAUCCAUACGAUGCCACGGCAUAGGUGGAGUAUUACCAGCCGUAAAGAUGCCUUUUGGGAGCAAGGACGACACUCCAUUCCAGCAGUCACCACCAUCUUGCUCUACCGCUUCUUCUUCUUCUUCUUCUUCUUCUUCUUCUAACAUCACGAAUCCAAUUCCUCCAGCAGAACCGUUGCUGCCAUUGCCGCCUCCCUUGGGAAGUACUGAUCUUGAUCAUGUGCCAGCACCAGCUCCUCCAUUUCCUCACCAAAAAAACUCCGCUGCUACUCGACUGAUGAGAUCUUUUCUUCCGGUGGUAGGCAGUACUCUAACCUUUACUGUCGUGGCUGGGUUCCUUGCAACCUAGGAUCGAUGAUAUAAUUCAAAUCACCAUCCUGUACUUGAUGAAGGUUACGAUAUAUAUACAUUCUCACGAUGAUGAUGACUUAUAAUAAUAACGAUCGUCAAGGGUGAGUACGUAAUUGAAAAAUCGAGCAUCAACUUGAUCGGAGCUGCUUCUCUUCUUGUUUCUCCUGUGCCAGCUCAAUUUGGCCGCCAACAUAUAUACACAUAUUAUCUGGGAGACCGCUGGUGCAAGUAAUGGAUCUCUUUUGCUGCAUCUCUCCUUCCCGACCUUCUGUUGCAAUGGAAUCGGUCAUAUACUUCCAAUCCUAUGGAUACGCAUCCGCCAACACGCGUGCACUUAGUUUU